This is a messenger RNA of Lycium barbarum (goji berry), 921 nucleotides long. RefSeq lists its product as uncharacterized. NCBI's taxonomy places the organism in Eukaryota, Viridiplantae, Streptophyta, Magnoliopsida, Solanales, Solanaceae. The coding region runs from base 1 to 921 and encodes 306 amino acids. The record is from RefSeq and is a predicted model, not a curated record. The transcript is spliced from 4 exons.
AUGUCAAGAGUGGUUCAUGAUAGAUUGGAAGUUGUGCUACCUCAGUUGAUAUCUAUUAAUCAAGCAGGUUUUGUACAAGGGAGAAGCAUUAUUGAGAAUGUGCUAUUGGCACAAGAAAUAGUGACAGACAUCAGAAAAAGGGGCAAACCAGCAAAUGUAGUGAUCAAAUUGGACAUGGCAAAAGCCUAUGAUAGAGUAUCUUGGUCAUAUUUGAUAAAAGAGGUGUUAUCAAGAGCUCUAAAUGCAGAAUUUGACAAUGCUGAAUAUGUGGGCUAUGACAUGCAUAAAUGGAGUAAAAAUAUCAAUCAUCUGGCUUAUGCAGAUGAUACUAUAAUAUUUGCAUCUGCAGAAGGGGAGUCAUUGAAGAGAAUUAUGAAGAUACUGCAGGAUUAUGAGGCAAUUUCAGGUCAACUGAUCAAUAAAGGCAAGAGUUCCUUUUAUAUGCAUCUUAAUAUUUCUGGUGCACUGUCUCAGCAGGUGGAGCAGAUUACAGGCUUUAAAAGGGAUCAAUUUCCAUUAAAAUACUUGGGAUGCCCUAUAUUUCAUUCAAGGAGGAAAAAGGUAUAUUACAGUGACCUAAUCAAGAAGGUGAAAACAAGCUGCAAAAUUGGAAAGGAAAAUUGCACUCUUUUGGUGGAAAAGCAGUUCUUAUCAAUUGUGAGUACUAAGGAAGAAGGUAAAAGCAGGCACUGGUCUUCUUGGGACAAGGUUUGUUUACAAAAUGAAGAAGGAGGAUUAGGAUUCAGAUCUCUAGAUGAUAAGAAGAAGCCUACAGAAGUGCAGUGGAAAGGUGGAUCACAAGUGUGGAAAAAAAUGAUAGAAGCAAGGGAUCAAGUGGAUCAACAGAUAUGGUGGGAACCUAGAAAUGGAGCAUGUGAUGUAUGGGAAGAUAAUUGGACUAAACUUGGUUCACUCAAAUAG